Molecule: messenger RNA, 348 nt
Organism: Rhizophagus irregularis DAOM 181602=DAOM 197198
Lineage: Eukaryota; Fungi; Glomeromycota; Glomeromycetes; Glomerales; Glomeraceae
Source: RefSeq, a predicted model, not a curated record
AAAGAAUUUAAAGAUUAUAUCCUCAAAAAGUUAAGUGAUUUACAGAAAAAAUUUGAUGAAAUUAAGACUUACGCUGAAGAUGUAAGCAAAACUAUAACUUUUGAAGAAGAAUUAGAAAUUCGUCGGGUCAUGCAAACUGAAUUUAAAAGUUCAGGUCAUUGGUAUGAUUGCCCUAACGGUCAUCCAUAUACGAUCGGAGAAUGUGGAAGAGCAUGGGAAAAGAGUGUAUGUCCAGAAUGUAAUGCUGAAAUUGGUGGAGAGAGUCAUAAGUUAUCUGCUGGGAAUAGAGAAAGACAGAAUUUGGCAGCACCAUAGUAAAAUUAUAGUUAUCAUUGUCAAUUUAUUUAU